Laccaria bicolor S238N-H82 is the source of this 3252-nucleotide messenger RNA. RefSeq names its product mycorrhiza-induced WD40-repeat domain protein. Gene Ontology annotation, biological process: negative regulation of transcription by RNA polymerase II. Gene Ontology annotation, cellular component: transcription repressor complex; nucleus. Bases 1 to 3252 code for a protein of 1083 amino acids. Gene Ontology annotation, molecular function: protein binding. The transcript is spliced from 5 exons. NCBI's taxonomy places the organism in Eukaryota, Fungi, Basidiomycota, Agaricomycetes, Agaricales, Hydnangiaceae. The record is from RefSeq and is a predicted model, not a curated record.
AUGAAUGUCUUGCAGGGAGCGCACAACUUUGAAAUAAGGGAUUCAAUAUUCUAUAUCGCUAAAAAUAUGGAGGUUCAUGAACAUCGGGGUCAAGAUUCCAUCGAAAAGCUCAAUCACGAAAUGACGUCAUAUAAAACUCGACAGUCGUCUUACGGCGACCCCACCGGCUGCAUGCAAGGGACCCGCGUAAACGUCCUCGAACAGUUGGACACUUGGGCCUCGGACAUCAAUAGCAGCAGGGUAUAUUGGAUGGUAGGUAUGGCGGGAAUCGGAAAAUCGACCAUCGCGCACACGUUCUGUGAGCAUCUCGAGGCGAAAAACAUUCUUGGUGGCAGUUUCUUUGCUUCUCGAGCAUCGGAGAAAACUAGGAACGCACGCCUUAUUAUUCCUGUUAUUGCACACUCGCUGGCGAGAGCUUCACCUGCUAUCAAAUUUGAGGUUGUUAAGGCCAUCGAGGACGACCCUACUCUGGCAGAACCAACAUAUUCUAACAUGAAGGAGCAGUUCAAGCGGCUGGUUUAUAAUCCUGUUCGAACGACCAUCGGCCCGGUCGUGGUGGAUAAAGUUGUUGUUAUUGAUGCCGCUGAUGAAUGCGCCAACCUUGAAGUCGUCGCGCUGUUCAUUAAACUUGUUCUUGAAUGGGCGUCGAAAAUUCCGCUCAAGAUAUUCCUAGCCAGCCGAGAUGAGAAUCGGAUUCGCACUGCCUUCAGGUCUACUAGUGAUAGCAUUCGAGGGUACUUCUAUCUCCAUGACAUUGAGAAGGACAUAGUCCAGAAUGAUAUCCGGAUAUAUCUCAGGACAUCAUUGGCCCAUAUCAAGAAUGACGAACUGUCCAGUCUCGUCACAAGUUCUGGCAGGCUCUUCAUUUAUGCAGCAACUGCUGUUCGGUAUAUCACCAAUGGUGGUGAAAACUAUAAGCCCUGUCUCUCUGCAAUGCUGGCCCAUGGCCGGAAAUCAAUUAACAAGUUCGAAACCGAGAUCGAUUCUCUCUACAUACAUGUCUUGGAAAAGGCCUGUGAAGACAAGGAGCCAGAUGAAGUUGAAGAUAUGAGAAAUGUCUUGUCAAUCACCAUAUUCCUUCAAAAUCCAUUGUCGAUGGAAGCCACUUCGUCUCUAUUACCGGAAAGCAAUGUGCAGUCAUAUUUGUCAUGGCUCACCUCUGUUAUUCACAUUCCUGAUCAACCUGGGGCUGUGGUCGCUCCAUUCCAUGCCUCAUUUCCUGACUUCAUUACCAAUCCAGUCCGGUGUUCUCCUGAGCGUUGCCCAUCAUUCCCUUCGCUGGUUGCUUCUGAGGGUCAUACACUGAUCACUCUUAAAUGUUUAAUGCUGAUGAACAACUCACUGAAGUACAACAUAUGUGAAGUCCCCAAACAAUUGACAUUGUCACGCAGAGACAGGGCCAACUCUCCAGAGAGCAUUGGCAAAAUUUCUGAAGUGCUCAAAUACUCAUGCACCUAUUGGGCUGCUCAUUUAGGAGAGGUCAAGAAAUUUGACCCUGUACUUGUUGACGCUCUUCGCAUUUUUCUGCACAAGCAUCUUUUGCACUGGAUAGAGUGUCUCAGCAUACUGGGUGAGCUGCAAACAGGACUGAAAUCCCUGGGUGGUGUAAUCACUGUUUUAUUGGCCUUCAAAUUCCAUGACUUUCAGUUACUUGUUCAUGAUGCCCGCCGGUGUUUACAAAUGAACUUUGAAGCUGUCCAGAAACAUUGCAUGGAGAUCUAUGAGUCUGCACUUAUUUGGAUUCCAAAGAAUUCAUCAAUACACAAGACCUACAUUGCUGAUGUCAGCAGAGUUCCAAAAGCUACUCUUGGAUUAUCGGACUUGUGGGACCCUGCAGAGCUGAUUAUGCAAAAUGGGUCACUGGUAGCAUCUGUUGGGUUCUCACAAGAUGGCAGCCAAGUUGUCUCUGGAUCGAAUGACAACACUGUCCGAAUUUGGAAUGUGAUGACAGGUGAGGUGAAGGCUCUGCUGAAGGGCCACACAGAUUGGGUGAACUCUGUCACAUUCUUGCAGAAUGGCAGCCGAGUUGUCUCUGGAUCAAAUGACAACACAGUCCGAAUUUGGAAUGUGAUCACAGGUGAGGUGGAGGCUGAGCUGAAAGGCCACACAGAUUGGGUGAAGUCUGUCACAUUCUCACAGGAUGGCAGCCGAGUUGUCUCUGGAUCAAAUGACAACACAGUCCGAAUUUGGAAUGUGAUCACAGGUGAGGUGGAGGCUGAGCUGAAAGGCCACACACAUUGGGUCAACUCUGUCACAUUCUCACAGGAUGGCAGCCGAGUUGUCUCUGGAUCGUCUGACAAAACAGUCCGAAUUUGGAAUGUGACCACAGGCAAGGUGGAGGCUAAGCUGAAGGGCCACACACAUUGGGUGAAGUCUGUCACAUUCUCGCAGGAUGGCAGCCGAGUUGUCUCUGGAUCACAUGACAAAACAGUCCGAAUUUGGAAUGUGACCACAGGCAAGGUGGAGGAUACACUGAAGGGCCACACACAUUGGGUCAACUCUGUUGCAUUCUCACAGGAUGGCAACCGAGUUGUCUCUGGAUCGUCUGACAAAACAGUCCGAAUUUGGAAUGUGACCACAGGCAAGGUGGAGGCUAAGCUGAAGGGCCACACACAUUGGGUGAAUUCUGUUGCAUUCUCACAGGAUGGCAGCCGAGUUGUCUCUGGAUCAUAUGACAAAACAGUCCGAAUUUGGAAUGUGACCACAGGCAAGGUGGAGGAUACGCUGAAGGGCCACACACAUUGGGUCAACUCUGUUGCAUUCUCACAGGAUGGCAGCCGAGUUGUCUCUGGAUCGUCUGACAAAACAGUCCGAAUUUGGAAUGUGACCACAGGCAAGGUGGAGGCUGAGCUGAAGGGCCACACAGGUUGGGUGAAUUCUGUUUCAUUCUCACAGGACUGCAGCCAAGUUGUCUCUGGAUCAUCUGACAAAACAAUCCGAGUUUGGAAUCUGACAGCAGGAAAUUCUCAAUCAAUACUCACUUCAGACACCACAUUGCCCGAUGGCAGUAGGGUGAAUAUAUCUACCCAUGGGACAUUCCGCAUCAUCUAUCCGUCACAGCAACCUACGCUUGGCAUGAAUUUCUCUACCCAGUUAUCAGAUGAUGGUCACUGGAUAAUGGCCAACCACCGUGACUGCUGUAUCCCCUCUCAAUAUCGCAACUUUCGGUGUUGCUCAAUUUGGGGCAGCCGAAUAUGUUUGGGGUACAACUCUGGCCGUGUAGUUGUUGUUGAUAUGAACACAGCAUUAUGA